AUGACGUGGCUUCUACUACUGUGUCUGCUCCUUUUCGUCGGAGGUCAGAGGUCGUCAGCGUGCCCUGACGCCUGCUCCUGUGUAGGCAGUCAGGUGGACUGCAGCAGCAGGUCACUCAACUCCGCCUCCAUGCCCACCAGAUUCCCUGCAGAAACCACCCACAUCUUUCUUCAUAACAACCUGCUGACCACCUUCCCCAAUGGGCUCCUGGAUAACCUGACCUCCCUUCGCCACGUCUCCCUUCAUGGUAACCCCUGGGUGUGUGACUGUGGCAUCUUCUACCUGCGGUCCUGGCUGAGACGUCAAUCCCUCCACACUCCACCCCACCUGGGGGUCAACUGCAGCUCCCCUGCCAGCCUGAGAGGUCGGCUGGUGGUGUAUCUGACAGAAGAGGAGGUGCUGGACUCCUGCCAGUACUGGUACUGUGACCUGGCCCUGGCCUCAGUGCUGUCUCUGUUUGUGUUUGUGGGGUUCCAGAUGGGUCUUCUGGUAGCUGUCAUCAUUUUCUUGAAGAAGUUUGAGCGACUCUCCAAAGAGGCAAAACGGACCAUGGAGGAGAGCUUCACAGCUGGGGACAACACCAGGGAGAACGAUUACGAGCGUUUAAAGGACAGCAGCAUCUGA
Molecule: messenger RNA, 624 nt
Organism: Nematolebias whitei (Rio pearlfish)
Lineage: Eukaryota; Metazoa; Chordata; Actinopteri; Cyprinodontiformes; Rivulidae
Gene: gp1bb
Product: glycoprotein Ib platelet subunit beta
Exons: 1
Coding region: 1-624 (207 amino acids)
Source: RefSeq, a predicted model, not a curated record